This is a messenger RNA of Acomys russatus (golden spiny mouse), 1844 nucleotides long. RefSeq names its product apoptosis antagonizing transcription factor (gene Aatf). The transcript is spliced from 12 exons. The record is from RefSeq and is a predicted model, not a curated record. The coding region runs from base 60 to 1778 and encodes 572 amino acids. Lineage: Eukaryota; Metazoa; Chordata; Mammalia; Rodentia; Muridae. Gene Ontology annotation, biological process: regulation of transcription by RNA polymerase II. Gene Ontology annotation, cellular component: nucleolus; nucleus.
GGGAGUGGGCGCUCAGACUGCACGUUCGCGAGCGCGGCGCCUACUGUGACCUGGUGACCAUGGCGGGGCCGCAGCCCUUGGCUCUGCAACUGGAACAGCUGUUGAAUCCGAGACCGCGUGAGGCGGAUCCUGAGGCCGACCCGGAGGACGCCACCAGAGCCAGAGUGAUUGACAGGUUUGAUGAAGGAGAAGAGAAGGAAGGUGAUUUGGCAGUGAGUAACAUUAGAAAAUUGGCAUCCUCCUCCCUCUUGGACACAGACAGAAGGUAUUCUGGCAGGACCACUUCUAGGAAAGCUUGGAAAGAAGACCACUGGGAGCAGGCUCCGCCAAGUUCAUCUGACAAGGAAAUAUCUGAUGAAGAAGGAUCUGGAGAUGGAGAUUCAGAGGGCCUGGAGGAGGAAGAGGAGGAGGAGGCGGAAGAAGAGGAACUAAGUGCUGCUGAGGAAGAGGAUGCUGCUGAGGAUGCUGUCCCCACUGGGACGAGCAGUCUGGCCCAGAAGAGGAAGGGCAGAAGGCGUUCUGUAGAAAUGCCAGGCUUCACUUUCCAAAACAUUAGUGAUUUUGAGAAAUUUACAGAAGGAAUGGAUGACAUUGGGAGCGAUGAGGAGGAGGAAGAUGAAGGGGAAGAGAGUGGCAUGGAAGAAGGAGAUGUGGAGGAAGACUUAGAAGGUGAGAGUGAGGAAGACAGGGAAGGAGAAAGGAACAGUGAAGAUGGCGGUGUGGUGAUGACUUUCUCCAGUGCCAAGGUCUCUGAGGAGGUGGAGAAAGGAAGAGCUGUGAAGAAUCAGAUAGCAUUGUGGGACCAGCUCUUGGAAGGAAGGAUCAAACUACAAAAAGCUCUGUUGACUACCAAUCAGUUGCCUCAACCAGAUGUUUUCCCUGUCUUCAAGGACAAAGGUGGCCCAGAAUUUGCCAGUGCUCUAAAAAACAGUCACAAAGCACUUAAAGCAUUGUUAAGGUCAUUGGUGGAUCUUCAGGAAGAAUUGCUUUUCCAGUACCCAGACACUAGAUAUCUAGUAAAUGGGACGAAGCCCAAAACAGGGAGUGAGGAGAUUUCUAGUGAAGAUGAUGAGCUAGUGGAAGAGAAGCAGCAGCAGAGAAGGGCCCCCCCGAAGAGGAAGCUGGAGAUGGAGGAUUACCCCAGCUUCAUGGCCAAGCGCUCUGCUGACUUCACCGUUUACAGGAACCGCACCCUGCAGAAGUGGCAUGAUAAAACCAAGCUUGCUUCCGGAAAACUGGGCAAGGGUUUCGGUGCCUUUGAACGCUCGAUCUUGACUCAGAUCGAUCAUAUUCUGAUGGACAAAGAAAGAUUACUGCGGAGGACACAGACCAAGCGAUCUGUCUACCGAGUUCUUGGCAAACCUGAGCCAGCUCCUGAGCCUGUCACAGAGAGUUUGCCAGGAGAACCGGAGACCCUUCCUCAAGUCCCUGCCAAUGCUCACCUGAAGGACUUGGAUGAAGAAAUAUUCGAUGAUGAUGACUUUUACCACCAGCUCCUUCGAGAACUCAUAGAGCGGAAAACCAGUUCCUUGGAUCCAAAUGAUCAGGUGGCCAUGGGAAGGCAGUGGCUUGCAAUCCAGAAACUACGAAGCAAAAUCCGCAAGACGGUAGAUAGAAAAGCCAGCAAAGGAAGGAAACUUCGGUUCCAUGUCCUCAGCAAGCUCCUGAGUUUCAUGGUACCUAUUGACCACACGGCAAUGAAUGAUGACGCCAGAACCGAGUUGUAUCGAUCUCUUUUUGGCCAGCUCAACCGUCCUGACAUAGACCAUGGGGACUGACAUCGACAUCUCACUCUGGACCCCAAUACAGGGCCCACCCGCUGCUUCCAGAUGAGGCUGACGUGA